AUGAUCCGCCCUUGGGUUCUCUGUCUCCUCGUUUCUUACCCCUCUGCCUGUUCUGAGAGUUGGAUGCCGCUCAUAAACCUCGCCCACCGCUUCCUCAAGGACACCAACUCCUCCUUCUCUUCUGACUGCUGGGUCUGUUUGCCCAUCCAAACCCAGCGCUCUCUAGCCGUCCCAGCCCCACUAACAACUUGGAUCGACUCACCCAUGAAACUUCAUAUUACAUUCUCGACCCGGACCCUCUCCGGCCCUUAUCCUAUCGCCGACCUUGAAAAACGCCUCCUGAAUUUCCAACCUUUAACUGCGCAUUACUCGUUUGCCAAUCCCGACCGGCGGGCCAUUGCUCUUCUUCAGCUCACGAGCUUAACAGGCAUACUCCCGCUACUUUCCCGACUCACCUCUGUGAAAUAUACUGACGAUCGCAUCUAUGAAUCCGCCCAGCGCCCCAUAUGGGGGCCGCUCUCUGCACAGACCCUUCUCGCCUCCCAGGCCCCUCUCUGUGUAUCCCGUUUCUUCAAGGAUUCAAAAUAUGCCACCUUCGUGGGCAAUCUCUCUGCCUCCCUCUGCAACCACACCUUCCGUCUUUUGCCCUCGGCAGACCACCAAUCCAUUGAUCUGUCCACCAGCUAUGCGUUUGCCGAACUAACCACUAUGCCAGGCUCUAAGUGGAGAAACCCCUUACGCUUUUCAGGACCCCCUUCCCUAACCGCAGGGCAGCCUUACUACCCUUGCCCGGUCAAUGACAUCCAUUGUCACACCUACCCAACCACUCCCUGGAGGCACUGUCCUUCCCGUCCAUCUAGCACCUGCUACAACCUCACGCUGUUUGAACCAGCCGACAGAAAUGACUCCGUCACCCUGUCUGUGGACACCACAUACUUCAAGAUUAAACUCCAGGGACACAAAGAUCCCUAUCCACUCUUUCAGUACCAGCCCCUCAUGGGGGCAGCCCUCUCUGGACAAUAUUCAAUCUGGGAAUAUGAACCCACCGUCCAGGAAAAUGGGGACUUCACCCCAAACAUCUUUUCACAUCUUCUCUCCUUAACGUACUCCUUUUGUCUCAACUCCUCCGGCGUCUUCUUCCUCUGCGGAAGCUCCACGUAUGUCUGUCUUCCGGCCAAUUGGUCGGGUGUCUGUACCCUUGUCUUUCAAUACCCAAACAUUGAACUCCUUCCCAGUAACCAAACCAUAACCGUCCCCCUUUUCGCUACAAUUCCCUCCUCGGUCUCCACUUCUCGCGGGAAGAGAGCCGUUCACCUCCUCCCUCUUCUUGUGGGCCUGGGCAUCACUUCCGCCCUCGGGUUAAGCAUCGCUGGCAUCACCACUUCAACCAUCUAUUUCCAACAGCUUUCGAAGGCUCUCUCAGACAGCCUAGAUGAAAUAGCCACCUCCAUUAUUACCCUCCAAGACCAAAUAGACUCCCUGGCGGGCAUCGUCCUCCAAAACCGGAGAGCUCUAGACCUCAUUAUGGCCGAGAAAGGGGGCACCUGCCUCUUCCUGCAGGAAGAGUGCUGCUUCUAUGUAAACCAGUCUGGAGUAGUCCGGGAUGCAGCCAGGAAACUCGGAGAAAGAGCAUCUGAAUUCCGCCCAAGCUCCAACUCUUGGAUCCAGGGGCUGGGGUUGGGAUACUGGCUGCCCUCGUGGUUGUCAUCCCUCUUGGGACCCAUUUUCUUUCUCCUCUUUCUGCUCAUUUUCGGGCCUUGUCUUCUUAACUGCCUGACUCAUUUUGUAUCCCAGCGAAUGAGUUCUUUCAUUCAGAACACUACCAAAGGGCACGUGGACAAGAUUCUUCUGCUUCGAGAUUCCCAAUACAAGAGACUUCCCCAGCAGCCCUCGGAGGAGAACGUAGUCUAGCAGGAAGGAACCUGAGCCACAGCUACC
Molecule: messenger RNA, 1878 nt
Organism: Microtus oregoni (creeping vole)
Lineage: Eukaryota; Metazoa; Chordata; Mammalia; Rodentia; Cricetidae
Product: syncytin-A-like
Exons: 1
Coding region: 1-1851 (616 amino acids)
Biological process (GO): syncytium formation by cell-cell fusion
Source: RefSeq, a predicted model, not a curated record